GAACCCUUUUACAGUAUAUAUACUUACAUACUACUAUAUAAGUUAGCAUAAGCUCCGAGUCCUGAGGCCACAAACUCUCUGUACCGAAUUAAGUUAUAGCCGCAAUGAAAGUCACUAUCAUAUGGCUGCUGCUGCUGCUAUUCCCUUGCUACUUCCCAGGUUUCCCCGCUUCAUGCAAGGGAAACCAGAUUGACAAUCUCAACAGGUUGAUCGAAUCUCGAAAAUCCUCCAACCCACCUCGGCCUGAAUCAUGGGCUCAACAAGAUGAUGAUACAGAAGAUAGUCAUACCCCUCCUGUGUAUGUAGCAUCCCAAAAAGGGUUGAUGCAAGCUGACAAGAUCAACGCACUGCCGGGUCAGCCUGAAGGAGUGGGUUUUGACCAGUACGCAGGCUAUGUAACAGUGGAUCCGGUGGCUGAUCGAGCAUUAUUUUAUUAUUUUGUGGAGUCACCGGUAGAUCCUUCCAAAAAGCCUCUCGUUCUAUGGUUAAAUGGAGGUCCAGGAUGCUCGUCUUUCGGGUAUGGAGCCAUGCAAGAACUGGGACCUUUCAGAGUAAACAGUGAUGGAGAAACGCUGUACAGGAACGAAUAUGCAUGGAACAAUGUUGCAAACGUGAUCUUUCUGGAGUCGCCGGCAGGAGUCGGGUUUUCUUAUUCAAAAAAUUCCUCUGACUACACCAGCGUAGGUGACAGGAAAACAGCACAGGACUCCUACAUUUUUCUCAUCAACUGGCUCGAAAGAUUCCCACAGUAUAAAACACGCGAUUUUUACAUAACCGGUGAGAGCUAUGCUGGCCAUUAUGUUCCUCAGCUUGCUUACUAUAUUCUCGAGAGAAACAAGAACACAACUCAAUCUGUCAUCAACCUCAAAGGAAUUGCUAUCGGAAAUGCUUGGGUAGAUGAUGUUGCUUGUACGAAGGGCUUGUUUGAUUACUUAUGGACGCACGCUCUCAACUCUGAUGAAACCAAUGAAGGAAUUAACAAGUACUGCAACUUUGCUAGUGAAGAUUCACUUACCAAAAAGGCAGAUGCAGACGACAAUCCGAUCCAAUGUGGAAAGUAUCAGAAGCAGGGACUUCUAGAGUUGGGAGACAUCAAUCUGUACGGAAUUUAUGCCCCUCCAUGCUAUACAUCAGCACUAAAAUCUGGAUCAACUGGCAAUGUCAAGAACUAUGAUCCAUGCGCUGAGUAUUACGUUAAUUCCUACCUAAAUCUUGCAAAGGUACAAGCAGCCCUUCAUACCAAAGCUACGAAUUGGUCAGGUUGCAGUGAUGUUGGAUGGACAGACAGCCCAACGACUAUUCUUCCUGAAAUACGGCACUUAGCCAGGAAGAUUAGGGUGUGGAAAUACAGUGGCGACACAGAUGGCCGAGUUCCAGUGACAUCUUCUAGGUACUCCAUCAACAACCUAAACCUUCAAGUAGAGACUGCCUGGCACCCAUGGUACUCUAAUAGUGAGGUUGGAGGAUAUGUUGUUGGCUACAAGGGAGUGAUUUUUGCCACAGUACGUGGAGCUGGUCACACAGUUCCAAGCUACCAACCAGAGCGAGCACUCACCAUGAUCACAUCAUUCCUUCAGGGGAAACUGCCUCCUGGCAAGCCUACCUCUUAACAAACCUACGGGGAAUACACUUCACAAUGAAGUUAGAAGGCAAGGAGAAGACGUAUCAUUGGAAUGGGCGCUAAAGAAAUUGAACCAGUUCUCUGCUGAUAGAAUUAUUCUAAAAGUUAAAAGAUAUCUAUGGACAAUGUAUUAUUAUGUUUCUAUUUUUAACAACUAUCUACGAAUAGACAUAAUCAUUUAAGUACAUCAUCCAUUUAGAAAUUAGGCCAAAGUAUAUAGAGCUUGUGCAAUGGCUGUGUGAAAACCUCUCAGUUGCUACCUGACAGUAUAUCUCCCUUCCUGUAUAA
Messenger RNA from Theobroma cacao (cacao), 1909 nucleotides. RefSeq names its product serine carboxypeptidase 1-like. Gene Ontology annotation, molecular function: serine-type carboxypeptidase activity. Gene Ontology annotation, cellular component: vacuole. The record is from RefSeq and is a predicted model, not a curated record. NCBI's taxonomy places the organism in Eukaryota, Viridiplantae, Streptophyta, Magnoliopsida, Malvales, Malvaceae. Gene Ontology annotation, biological process: proteolysis.